AUGGCCGAGGGCGGCGGGGGCGCGCGGAGGAGGGCGCCGGCGCUGCUCGAGGCGGCCCGCGCGCGCUACGAGAGCCUGCACAUCUCGGACGACGUGUUCGGCGAGUCGGGCCCGGACAGCGGCGGGAACCCCUUCUACAGCACGUCGGCAGCCUCGCGCUCCUCCUCGGCCGCCUCCUCGGACGACGAACACGAGCGCCCCGGCCCCCCGCCGCCGCCCGGUGCCCCCGAUGCGCAGGAGGCCGAGGAGGACGAGGCCGGCGCGGGCUGGAGCGCCACGCUGCGGGAUCGUCCGCCCCCGCGCUUCGAGGACACCGGCGGUCCAACCCGAAAGAUGCCCCCCAGCGCAAGUGCCAUGGACUUCUUCCAGCUCUUUGUCCCCGACAACGUGCUCAAGAACAUGGUGGUGCAGACGAACAUGUACGCCAAGAAGUUCCAGGAGCGCUUCGGCAGCGACGGCGCCUGGGCCGAGGUGACGCUGACGGAGAUGAAGGCGUUCCUGGGCUACAUGAUCUCCACCAGCAUCUCCCACUGCGAGUCGGUCCUCAGCAUCUGGAGCGGCGGCUUCUACAGCAACAGGAGCCUCGCCCUGGUCAUGAGCCAGGCCCGCUUCGAGAAGAUCCUCAAGUACUUCCACGUGGUGGCCUUCCGCUCCAGCCAGACCACGCACGGCCUCUACAAGGUCCAGCCCUUCCUUGACUCCCUGCAGAACGGCUUCGACGCUGCCUUCAGGCCUUCCCAAACCCAGGUGCUACAUGAACCCCUGAUUGACGAGGACCCUGUGUUCAUCGCCACGUGCACAGAGCGGGAACUGCGAAAGAGGAAAAAGCGGAAAUUCAGCCUCUGGGUCAGGCAGUGUUCUUCCACCGGCUUCAUCAUCCAGAUUUACGUCCACUUGAAGGAAGGCGGGGGCCCAGAUGGGCUGGAUGCGCUCAAGAAUAAGCCCCAGCUGCACAGCAUGGUCGCCCGGAGCCUGUGCCGGAACGCGGCGGGCAAGAACUACAUCAUCUUCACGGGGCCCAGCAUCACCAGCCUGAGCCUGUUUGAGGAGCUGGAAAAGCAAGAGAUCUACUGCUGCGGCCUGCUCAGCUCCAGGAAGAGCGACUGCACCGGCCUGCCCCCGUCCAUGCUGAGCAACCCCGCCACGCCCCCGGCCCGGGGCCAGCACCGCAUCAAGAUGAAGGGGAACAUGUCCCUGAUCUGCUGGUACAACAAAGGGCACUUCCGCUUCCUGACCAACGCCUACUCGCCCGUGCAGCAAGGCUUCAUCAUCAAGAGGAAGAGCGUGGAGAUCCCCUGCCCCUUGGCUGUGGAGGCGUUUGCCGCCCACCUCAGCUACAUCUGCAGAUAUGACGACAAGUAUAGCAAGUAUUUCAUUUCUCAUAAACCGAACAAGACCUGGCAACAGGUGUUCUGGUUCGCCAUCAGCAUCGCGAUCAACAACGCCUACAUCCUGUACAAGAUGUCAGACGCCUACCACGUGAAGAGGUACAGCCGGGCGCAGUUCGGCGAGAGACUGGUGAGGGAGCUGCUGGGUCUGGAGGAAGCCUCCCCAGCCCACUGAUGCGGGGCGGCUGGGCCUGGUGAGGACCGGGCCCUGGAGGCCGGAGGAGGGACAGAGCCUGCCGUUCUGACCUGCCCAGCCGGAGCCCUGCGGGCACCCCUCUCCCGCGCCUGGGGAGUGGCCCCAGCCUGGAGGGGUGCCCACGGCUUCCACGGGGACCAGGGUGGGCCUGGUCAGAGGACGGCCGCCGUCCAGGUUCCCAUUCAAAGAAGAGCAUGUCCUCCCUCCAGAAGAAGCCUCCCACCCAGGGCCAGGGCGGGCGCCUCACCCAGUCCCCACGUGCCGGCCGGGGCGCUGCAUCCUCGGGACACCCGUGGAGCUCAGCUUGGCACAGGGGACCUGGGGAGGCCGUUGCCCGUGGUGGUGCCAGGGAUGGGAUGAGCCGUAGCCUGUCCUGCUAGAAAUGCCUGCUGUGCAAAGAUGUGAAAACAUUUAUGACACGGUUCAGUUUCCUGCCGCGUCCGAUGGUGACCAAGGCAGGCAGAGGCGGGCGCUGCACCGCUGAGGCCGUGCAGGCGUGUGCAGGCGUCCAGAGCGCCCUCCGGCACCUGCCUCCUGCAGGCGGCUGGGAACGGGAAACGCAAACUGGGUGCCAUUAAAACAUAGGGGUGGAGUGGAGGAGCGGUCGCCUGUCCCGAUGCGUAAAUGAGGCGUUCCUAACUCAUUUCAUCUCCCUGGCUGGCGGGCGGGGGAGAAAGGGAAGAUGCCAAUGGAAUCGCAGUGAUGUGUGAUGCUGUUUUUUAUUUUUAAAUAUAUCUUCAGGUUAUUUUCUUACUGUUGCUUAAGAUCUUCUGUAAAAGGAAAACGUCCCCCUUCUUUUCUGCCCCCUCCCCUCACCCUAGCUGUGACUGUUUGCAGGGUCACGGUUCGGUUUUCUGGGCCCCGUGACCGUGUCAGGACCAGAAAGGGCAGCCUGCUUCCAGAACAGACAUCGCUCCCCUCCAUCAGGGAGCACGGGGUGGUGGGGAGCCUGUGGCCCUUAAGCUUUGCCACAGACCUGAUCGUUGGCAGAAUUACUUGUUUGGGAAAACAUGGAGCAUGGCUGAAACACACACCAAAAUGUCUGUGGGUAACAUGGGCUCAUUCUCUUGCCCCGUGUGUGGUAACCUGGCUGGGUUGGCCAUCUGACACCAUUGCCCCAGAGCCCCGCGGCUGGCCUGGGCAGAGCCCGGAAGGCGGCCGGGUGACCAGCUUCAUUGGGUGCGAUCUCCCCGUGGGACCGAGAGAAGCACACACCGGGCUGCUGGCACCAAGGGCUCCUCUACUUCCCAGGACAUCUGGGGCUCCUUCUGAGCCCAGGCCCACGUGUGCCUGGGGGAGACCUCGGCCAGGGCGUCCCCUGUCUGACCGUCCCCCGUAGAGAAGAAGCGAAUGAUUCUUGGAGUUACACGAUCCGUGUCAGCCCCGGUUUACGUAGCCCCCUCGUUUUGUUUUUGUUUUUACAAAUGCAAAAUCUAUUCUACUCAGGCUUUGGGACUUUUUUCCUUGUUCACACUCAGUUCAUUAAACGUGUUGCUGGCAGCAUGCUCCCGAACCCCACGCCAUUCCUGUAGCCUGCAUUCGUGACGACAUCCCCUCGCCCUGUGGUUUGAAUUCGAUGCCACGGAUUGUAGGCCAAAUUGUAAAUUGUGUUUAAAAACACCUUCGCCGUGUCCUUUAAUUGGAUUGAAAGCACUUUUACCACAUGGAGAAAUAUAUUUUUAAUUUGUGAUGCUUUUCUACAAGGUCCACUAUUUCUGAGUUUAAUGUGUUUCCGACACUUAGGGAGACUAAUGAAAGCUGAUGAAUUUUCUUUUCUGUCCAAAUAAGUAAAGGAAAAAAAUAAAAGUCUAUUUAGAUGCUGAUUCUUUGUGAAGACGUGAAUUUGUUUAACAGGGCAGGGACGAGGAGCACCUGGCUGGCGCAGCUGUUAGAG
Molecule: messenger RNA, 3478 nt
Organism: Hyaena hyaena (striped hyena)
Lineage: Eukaryota; Metazoa; Chordata; Mammalia; Carnivora; Hyaenidae
Gene: PGBD5
Product: piggyBac transposable element derived 5
Exons: 7
Coding region: 1-1563 (520 amino acids)
Biological process (GO): non-replicative DNA transposition
Cellular component (GO): nucleus
Molecular function (GO): transposase activity
Source: RefSeq, a predicted model, not a curated record